AUGAUCGAUGAAUUGGAGCCGAAGAGGAUAAAAUUUGAUGAAUCGAUAUCACUAGACGUUUGGAAGGAAAUCUUUAUUCGAUGUGACGAAAAAUCAUUGAUUCGACUGAAAAUGGUUUAUCGCCAAUUCAACUCGAUUAUCGACAACAAAUUUUGGAGUAAGAAAUGUGAACGAGAGCGGAUCACUCUUCCACCCGAGCAUCUCGUCAAAUUUGCUCGGAAAAAGGUUUGUCAGAUACUGGCCAUGAAUUUCGAUUAUCAACAUCUUUACCACUAUGCCACAAAAAAUAGCACUGAUCCGUAUGGAGAAAAUCUUUUUGCGCACCUCAAAAUCAAAGAAGAGGACAUGUUGGAUGAUUGGUCGGAUGAAAAAUACGAGAUUGACGGCUCUUGGUACAACUACGAGAUUUGGGGUUGUAAGUACGAGACACCACCGGAGGGCUGUAGAGCCACAGAAAGCUCUCCAUCAAAAUGUCUGGCUUUUUAUGGGAAAAGUGGGGCACGCACGAUCACAAUCAAUUUGAAAGAAGCCGGUGUUGAGGAUUGGGUGAUGGAUUAUAUUCGACCUCAAAUUUUCCUUGAAGAAAAGAUCGCCCCGAGGUCUGAUUACCCGGCUGGAUAUUCGUCAAUGAUUAUGAUGUGCCGAGAAAACGAGUUUUGGUACGAUUUAGAUGAUCUUGGAACACGUGGCACCGAGAUUCAACAACAAAUGGAGCAAAAUGCCCCUUGGAUGGAUUUCGUUCAUCGACUAGAGAAAUACCCGGCAAUAAUGAGGACAUUAACCAUCAGAACGGAGGGAAUGGAAAGGAAUUCUCGUGAGCACUAUUACGGAAUCAAAGCCGCGAACACAGUGAUUCAUCUCGAUUUUCCCGAAGAACUUCAUUGGUAUAAGCCAGAUGAGAUAGAGGAUAGCUUCCACCCA
Messenger RNA from Mesorhabditis belari, 921 nucleotides. NCBI's taxonomy places the organism in Eukaryota, Metazoa, Nematoda, Chromadorea, Rhabditida, Rhabditidae. The record is from the annotation of a GenBank genome assembly.